Molecule: messenger RNA, 1663 nt
Organism: Daphnia pulicaria
Lineage: Eukaryota; Metazoa; Arthropoda; Branchiopoda; Diplostraca; Daphniidae
Gene: Sce
Product: E3 ubiquitin-protein ligase RING2-like
Exons: 2
Coding region: 243-1286 (347 amino acids)
Cellular component (GO): ubiquitin ligase complex; PcG protein complex
Molecular function (GO): ubiquitin protein ligase activity; chromatin binding
Source: RefSeq, a predicted model, not a curated record
ACUGUCUAAUCAAUAUCGUCAAAAAAUUCGUCAACACAUUUUUCUUUUUCGAUGAGUUGCAAAUAAAAUCACGCUCGCACACACACAUUUCAAGAAGAAGAUUUUUUUCCGCGUGUGUACAAGUAAAGCAGUGCAAUUUGAAUGAAACGGAAAAUAAACUAAGGCACACCCAAGACGUAGUGCAUUUAAAAGAAGACAAAUUCCUUGUGUUAUCUUGAGGUAAUAACAAAUCCAGAAUAAACAUGGCGUCUGUUGAUGCAUCUGGCGCUAACAAAUCAUGGGAAUUAUCACUGUACGAGCUACAACGAACGCCUCAAGAAGCUAUUACCGACAACACCGAAAUUGCUGUUUCACCCAGAAGUCUCCACAGUGAGCUCAUGUGUCCCAUAUGCCUCGACAUGUUGAAAAACACCAUGACCACCAAGGAAUGCUUACACAGGUUUUGCUCUGACUGCAUCAUCACAGCUCUGCGAUCUGGAAAUAAAGAGUGCCCAACAUGCCGCAAGAAGCUAGUUUCAAAACGUUCACUCAGACCAGAUCCAAACUUUGACAUGCUCAUUGCAAAAAUCUACCCCAGCCGUGACGAAUAUGAAGCACACCAAGAGAGAGUACUAGCCAACCUCAGCAAAAGUCACUCACAGUCAGCCCUGCUAAAUUCCAUUGAAGAAGGAAUGAAGAUCCAAUCUCAAAACAGGGCUACCAGGAUCAGAAAGAAUGCACCAGAAAAUGAGACAGCCAAUUCUAUAACAACCACGCCAAAUGUCAGUGCUCCUUCCACUCCUACUCCAACAGAAUCUGUGCCCUCAUCAAAGAAGAAACCAAAAUUAUCCACUAAUUUAUCUGAAAAUGAAUCUACUGGCUCAGGAGCUGAAGGGCCAAGCGAUCACGGUGCUACUGAAAAACUAUGCGAGGAGCAAAGCGGACCUUCGUGUUCCGGUGGCAAAUCAUUUAACGAGAUUGAGUUGGUGUUCAAGCCGCAUCCAGUUGAAAUGGGAAACGACAAUGAUCUGAUUAAAGCCCUCAAAGAAAAUUCCAUCAGAUAUAUCAAAACAACAUCAAACGCUACAGUUGAACACCUGAGCAAAUAUCUUGCCAUGAGAUUGACUCUGGAUCUGGAAUCUGAAAUACCGGAUUCGCUCACUAACUUUUGUAUUUACAUCUCACCGGGCCCCAAUCAGUUCGUCGUUCUCAGUGGGAUGCAAACACUGGAUGACGUCAACGAGAAAUACUGGAAAUCCAACCAGCCAUUAGAGAUGUUUUAUUCGUGGAAGAAGUCCAGCGUUUAAUAGAAGCAUCCGUUCCGCGAAACUUGCUGCUCCGAAGGAAGGCGGAAGUAGGAAAAUGGAUAAAACAUUGAAAAAUGACGACUCGACGACCAACCUCUCUCAGACUCAGCCUCAUCUAACUGACUAGCUGGGUCAUUUACCUUUGUACAAGUGUUCUCACAUGUUUCCGUGUUGACGUUUAAGUUAAAUGUACCGCGAUAAAUUACAAAAAAGAAAAAAAAAAAUAAUUAAUAUUGUUUUUACCGCGUGUGAUCGCCUCGAUCAGAUUGAACGAGUUUUCUACAACUUUUUUUUUUCUUUUCUUAAUUCAAUGUGGAACAUUGACGCUUCGGUUGUCGGCGUUCGAUUGUGAACGGCAAUACACCGCUGGAGUAGCA